AGGGGUAUCGGUCUCCCAUCAGCCCAAAACUACACUGGUUGAAGUCUAAGCGGAUGAGCACACUUUGUUGGGAGUGGAAACAUGGUUGCCUACCAGUUCAUCACAAUCUUUUGAGACACAUUUACUUACCUGGAAUCACACAAAUAUAGUACUGAUGGAAGUAUUAAUUGGUAAUUGGGACAGAAAUGCAGAAGAAACAAUAUUAUUCUCCCAGAAGGUACUAGAAGAUAACCUGAGAAUCAAGCCUGAUUUUCAAUAUUCCAUAUGUUCCCAUACUUGCUUUCUGCUCUAAAGGAAUUUAUCUUUAAAAUUUACAUGAAAGCCUUGUGAAAAGAAUGUAUAAUUCUUCCAUUAUUUUCUGAAAUUGGCUGACCUUGUAACUAUAAUUUGUGGACACAAGACCAAUCAGAUGAAACAGUUCUGCCAUUUCUUAAGCCGUUCCCCUUUGUUUCAGUAGGCCUUGCCCUAGGUAUAUAACCUAGCAGGCCAGUCAAAAUAUGAUAGGGAAGGCAUUGGUCAUGGCUUCAGAUUUUGCCUCACUUGUGUUGCAGUUCAUUGCAAUUUGUAGGAGGUGCUUAAAGCCUAACUCUGCUGAAUUAUCUUUAUGGUACCCCAAAUGAUCUGGUUUCUGUCAUUUGCUUUUAAACCUGAACUAUGACAUCACAGUACCGUGUGUGACCUCAUUCUGCUUCUAGGGAGACAUGUACACUGUGGAUUAACUACUGCCCCAAGUCAGUUUGAAUUUUUCUUCAUAACAUUAAGCAGCAUUCCUCUACUGAGAAUGAUUAGUGGUCAGUCAUCUACCAUCUCUAUUUCUCCAGGAAAACCGUACAUCAGAAAAUCUGAAUCUGUAUCUUCUGAAAAGAUGGGGCGUCUCCCCCUGGGGGUUGUUUCUCCCUAUGUAAGAACAAGCUCUGGGGGCAGUAUGGAUCCCAUGAAAUUCUAUUGCACAAGCUACGGCACAGCUUAUGGGCGAGAAGGGUUUCGUCCUCGGAAUGGCUUUCACUCUGGAGCUGGGUACAAGAGCAAUUACCGGCCUGUUGUUCAGUACAAACCAAGCUUAGACAAAUUGGAUAAUCCUGCUGCGGGGAAGCUUCUUCAUGACAACUAUGAAUCAACAACUACUAAGCACUUCCAGCCUCUUCAGCUCCCAGAUGGGAAAUAUCCUCUUCCUUGGAGUGUGCACCAGUCAGGAAGUGGGUAUGACCGGGAAAAGCCACUUUCAUUUCCCACCACUAAAGCAGUCAAGAAAGUCCAUUUUGACACAGCAGACCAGGGAGCACAAGCGCUGACAGGGCUGGAGCCCAAGCACACCCCUCUCCUCCACCAGGUGGUGGGAAAAGGCUCCAUUGAUGUGGAAAAUGCCCGACAUGGACCCCACUACAUGUCUACAGAAUAUGGCUCAAAGUUCCGCUUCAGCAUUCCAGGACAACCAGAUUUCCUGCAAAAGAAAACAAUUGGAGCCAAGGAAGAGACAGGAUUCACCGAAGGCUGCCUUGCUAACCCCAUUGUGGACAAACCAACUUCUCAGGACAGGAGCCCUGGAAUCAGCAUUAUGAAGACGGAUUAUCUGCCCUCUUCCCCUCCACAUGGUGAUGAGUUUCUACCAGUCAUCUCCAAGGGCUCCGAGAGGGGCUCCGGAUUCAGUCAGGAGAAAGAUCUUGGCCUUGGAGCUGCAGUGGUUCCACCCCCCGCAGAGGUACCUGGCCCCCUGAGCCAUUCUCAGUACCAAGGUCUUCAGCAGCAGCCUCAGACACAAACCAGUCUUCUGGGGCGGGAACAUGUGGGUAACAAGGAGCCAACGGGAUUCAGCCUCAAUAACCUCAGUUAUGUGUCACCUGCAUAUGAUCCAGAUCUGCCCAACAGGUUCUUGACUAGCUAUAACUCCAAGUUUUAUGAAAAUAUUCCAAAGGGAGUGGACAGGGAAGGCUGGACGCGUGGAGGGAUCCAGCCUCAGAAGGCAGGUGGUUUUGCAACCAACAACCAUCCCACUGGCUUAGGCACUGACCCAAAUGCCACAGAGAUAUUGAGAACUGUUCACCCCCAUGUUGGCAGGACCAUCACAACAGUUGAUCCGUUCUAUCGUGACUCUCCUCACGACCGCCGCUUCACAGCUCUCCAUCAGACAACGGUACCCAAUUAACUUCUGUUCUGACCUGGGCAGUCUUGUGUGAUGUCUUCAGGUUAUUAUCCCACAUGCUAAGAAAGGAACACAAAUGAUA
Varanus komodoensis (Komodo dragon) is the source of this 2222-nucleotide messenger RNA. It is a transcript of the gene SAXO4, whose product is annotated as protein phosphatase 1 regulatory subunit 32. Lineage: Eukaryota; Metazoa; Chordata; Lepidosauria; Squamata; Varanidae. The coding region runs from base 782 to 2143 and encodes 453 amino acids. The transcript has 13 exons. Gene Ontology annotation, molecular function: phosphatase binding. The record is from RefSeq and is a predicted model, not a curated record.